Messenger RNA from Paramecium pentaurelia, 1522 nucleotides. The record is from the annotation of a GenBank genome assembly. Lineage: Eukaryota; Ciliophora; Oligohymenophorea; Peniculida; Parameciidae.
CAAUGAAGGCAUUAAGAUUCAAGCAUCUUUAUGGAGAAGAAAUGAAAUCAAAAUUUGAAUAAGUAACACCAACCACCAUUACUUGUGACUCCACUAUGGUCAAGGUAUUAAAUCUAACUUAAAAAUUUCUAGGCCAAUGGUUUAUACACAGCCCUUCUUUGGUAAACUGGUGGUGGCGGACUUGUUUGUGUUUUGAGAUCUGAUAAACCCGCUAAGCUUCCUUUUGACACACCUAUGAUAAAAGGACAUUAAGGUUUUAUAUUAUGUAGAUUAUUUAGGUACAAUAUUGGAUUUGGAUUGGUAUCCUUUUGAUGAUGAAUACUUAGCUACCUCAUCUUAAGAUCAAAAUAUUUGUGUUUGGAAAAUUAAUGAUUUGACAACAGAUAUCACUGAGCCUUUAACUACAUUGUCAGGACAUGAUAAAAAAGUAUAUUAAAUAAAUUAAUUAAUUAGGUCAACUUAAUUUAAUGGAAUCCAACAUCUGCUUGGGUCUUAGGAUCAGCUUCUCAUGAUCAAACAGUAAAAGUUUGGGAUGUUCAAGCAGGUACAGCUAGAAAUACUAUAAAUGCUAAUGCUUUACCAUAUUCUAUUGAUUGGAAUCUUAAUGGUUCACUCAUUGGAUCAUCUUGGAAUGAUAAAAAAUUGAAAAUUAUUGAUCCAAGAUAAUAGACUCUAACCUUAGAAGUUAAUGCACAUUAGGGAACAAAACCAUAGAGAUUUGCUUGGUUAGGAUCCACUGGAUAUUUUGUUAGUGUUGGAUUUAACAAAACCUAAGGAAGAGAAUUUUCAUUAUGGAAUGCAAGCAAUCCUUCAGAGCCUGUUUCAACAACUUAAAUUGAUACAGGAAGUGGAGUACUUUACCCAUAUUGGGAUGAAUAACUGAAAGUCCUUUAUUUAUCCGGUAAGGGAGAUUCCAGUAUUAAAUAUUUUGAAUUCCUUGAUGGUUAAUUACAUUUCCUAAAUCAAUACACAUCAAAUAAACCUGGAAAGAGUUACGCAUUUUUCCCUAAAAGAGCUGUGGAUGUGAAUAUAUGUGAAGUUAAUAGAGUGGCUAAAAUUGAAGAAAAUGCUCUAUCCUAUGUGCAACUCAUUGCUCCAAGAAAGGCUAAUACAUUCUAGGAAGAUUUAUUCCCCCCUUGUCCAGGAACUUAACCAGCCUAAGUAAAUUUAAUUUAAAUAUAUAAUUAGACUGCUGCUCAAUUCUUUGGAGGUUAAAAUGCCAAUGCAGUAUUAAUCAGUCUUAAACCAGAUUAAUAAUAAUAAUAACAAUAAUAAUAGUAAAAUGUUGUAUUUACUUAAUAACCACAAAAACCAUAAUAAUAAUAGCAAUUAACACAACCAAAUGCAUAAGAUGCUUAAAAGAUUGUAAUUAAUUUUAUUAUUUUUAGGCUUAAUUAGAGAGCACAGUUUAAAAUCAAUAGUAACAAAUUAUGGAUUUAUAAGCACAAGUUCAAAAUUUGCAAAUUUAAAAUCAAGAACUUUUAGGACAAUUAAGUAAAUAUGAAUAAUAGUAAUAUUGAUU